AAUUAACGUAUCUUAUGAUGAAUUGUUAUAGCAAAAUUUUAAGCAUAUGACUCAAUCAAAGGUUUGGAAAAAAGUCAAACUAGAGUUAGCAACAUUCAGUGACAGCUUCACAAGCACUUCACUUUCUUUUUUUCUUUACCUUUUCCUUUCACUCUACACCACCCAACCAAUCACAUUCCAUUGCUUCAACUCUUUAAACUGAACCCCCACAAAAAAUAUUUGCAAUUUGCAAUUCAAUUCUCACAUCCAAAUGGAUUCAAACCUUAAAAAUUUAAAAUUUAUGUCAUAAUUAUCUUCAUUCAAUCCAUGGACACGAAAUUGUUAACAAUCCGUACACUGGUCUCCUCCCUCACUUCCUCCUCCGACCAAACCCGUCUCGCCGCCCUCCGCCACCUCCGCCGCACCUCCAACGAGGACCCCGCCUCCCGCACCAUCAUCUCCGCCGCCGGCGCCGUCCCCCUCCUCGCCGCCGCGCUCUACUCCCCCUCCCACCCCAUCCAAGACGACGCCGCCGCCACCCUCCUCAACCUCUCCAUCUCCGACCGCCGCCCCCUGCUCUCCUGCCCCGCCCUCCUACCUUCCCUCGCCCACGUCCUCUCCCGCCACGCCACCUCCUCCGCCCCAUCCGCCGUCCAAUCCGCCGCCGCCACCCUCCACAGCCUCCUCGCCGUGGUAGCCGAGUUCCGCCCCACCGUCGGUGCAAAACCGGAGAUUCUCCGUGCCCUCAUCAGUAUAAUCAGCGAUCCCGAUUCGCUGACGAGGACGAUCAAGGAUGCUCUGAAAGCAUCGUUCGGAAUUGCACUCUACCGGCCGAGCCGAACCGCACUGGUCCGGCUGGGCGCCGUUCCCGUGCUCUUCGGUCUGGUGGCGAAGGACAAGGACGGGAAGAGAAAAGUUGGCAUAAUCGAGGAUGCGACGGCGGUGAUCGCGCAGAUUGCGGCGUGCGAGGAGAGCGAGGACGCGUUUCUUAAGGUUUCGGGGGUUUCUAGGUUGGCCAUGAUGCUGUGUUCCGAAAGUGGAAACUGUAGUUUGAGGACAAAGGAGAAUGCUGUUGCGGCGUUGUUGAAUCUCGUGAGAUAUGGGAGUGAGAGAGUGGUUGGAGAGGUUAAGAACAAGGUUGGGGCUUUGGAUGGAAUCUCCUACGUGCAGGAACACGGUAGCCCCAAAGGGAAGAGCAAAGCCGUCGCAUUUUUCAAGCUUCUGCUUGAUGGUGGAAGCAGUGGUGAAAUUGCUCAAGAUUUGUACCCGGUUCACUCUGAUUCCGGUUCAAGCCGCUAGUGAAUACUAAAACCUAGUUUUUGUUUUGUUUUCUAUGUAAACUAUUUUUAAACACCUUCAAAGAAAUGAAAAGCAAGAAGCACUUCAAAGUCUUUAA
Molecule: messenger RNA, 1375 nt
Organism: Vigna unguiculata (cowpea)
Lineage: Eukaryota; Viridiplantae; Streptophyta; Magnoliopsida; Fabales; Fabaceae
Product: U-box domain-containing protein 18-like
Molecular function (GO): protein binding
Source: RefSeq, a predicted model, not a curated record